AUGAAAAAAGGACUCGAGAACAUAUGGGCGAGGGAUGAGCAAAUAUUCGUGACUGAUGUGGAAAACAGCUUCUUCUUGGUAAGGUUUACUAAAGAGAAAGAUAUGGAAUUUGCUCUUACUGCAGGACCUUGGGUCUUGUUUGAUCAUUACUUAGCAAUCAGAUUGUGGGAGCCUGACUUCCAGUCUUAUUUUGCUUCGAUCAAUCAGAUUACGGCUUGGGUUCGGCUGCCUAGUUUUCCAGUGGAGUAUGUAAACACAGGAUUGCUCAAGACGGUUGGUAAUUGGUUAGGAAAAUUUGUGAGGAUGGAUGCUGCUACAACUUGCUUAGCUAGGGGAAAAGUUACAAGAAUAUGUGUUGAAUUAGAUUUGAGUAAACCACUUCAGGCAGAAUACAAAAUUGAAGUGAGGCUGAAAAUGUUGAGUAUGAAGGGCUACCUCUACUGCUUAUCAAAGGCAACACAUCUUAGUUCUUCUCUACAGGACACAAAUAUGAGCCAGCGAGAGGGAGAAUCAAUUAUCAAUGAUUCCAAUAAUCAAGAAAAUAAAGAAGAUGAGAGGUAUGGUCCUAGGAUGUUGGUUAAUAAGCAAAAAGGAAAUAGCAAAAGUGGGCCAUCUCAAGUUGGUAAAAAAGAGGGUUCUUCUUCUUUGAUCAAUCACAAAGUAGGGAAAACAACUGAAUCGAGAUUUAGUGUCUUAAAUCAAGAGGAAAGAACUGAACAUUGA
Messenger RNA from Gastrolobium bilobum, 723 nucleotides. RefSeq lists its product as uncharacterized. The record is from RefSeq and is a predicted model, not a curated record. Lineage: Eukaryota; Viridiplantae; Streptophyta; Magnoliopsida; Fabales; Fabaceae. Bases 1 to 723 code for a protein of 240 amino acids. The transcript is spliced from 2 exons.